Molecule: messenger RNA, 1209 nt
Organism: Dothidotthia symphoricarpi CBS 119687
Lineage: Eukaryota; Fungi; Ascomycota; Dothideomycetes; Pleosporales; Dothidotthiaceae
Exons: 2
Coding region: 1-1209 (402 amino acids)
Source: RefSeq, a predicted model, not a curated record
AUGUCGUCCCCUCCGCGAACGCCUUCGUAUAGGCCAGCGUCCUCCCACCGCCGACACCCUUCAAGCCUCGACAUACCCUCCAAUACACACUCGCGGCGAGGGUCGAUGAGCCGUCGCUCGGUGGGGUACUCACCCAUAACACCACGCUCGUCGCGCGAAUUCGACCACGGCAGCCCAGCACACCACUUCGAUGGCGGGGGAGACAGCAAUGGCCUGGGCAACCUGGCCGACGAGCUGGGCGAGAUCUGGGACGACGAUGAAGAGCCCAUGGACGGCGAGUUUGGGGAAGAGCUGGACAUGCCACAUGACGACGGCCUGGAGAUAGGCACCGCUGUGGAACACGACGGCUCGUAUGGGACUGGCAGCGCCGUUAUUCUCAAUGGCGUGCGGGACAGUGGGGUGUCGAUGCAGUCGUCUCCUUCGGCACAUUCCAGAGCAACACUGAGUCCACAGGCGGCCAUCAGGGCGAGGAAACACAACCGGCAUCGCUCGCUGUACGAUGGCUCGGAUUAUGGCUCGGACUCGGAUAUGGACAACGAGGGCAUCUCUCCUGCGCUGGAUGCGAGGAUCGCUGCUAUAGAAAGUCUCGCGCGGAGAGGCAUGGAGGAGAAUGGAAGUGGGUCAGACGACGUCGUCAAGCGCGUCACAGAGCAACUGAAGGAUCUGGGGAGUCAGAUCGCCAUUGAGAACGGAGCUACAAGACUCAAGACCGCCCACGACGCCCUCACAACCCACCUAACCCACCAAUCCCGCACCCUCACCUCCCUCACCGCCUCCCUAACCGGCCCCCGCGCCAUCAUCCCCGACCCAGACACAAUCGACACCCUCCUCCCCCUCAUCACCUCAACCCUCGAACUCAUCCCCCACGCCUCCCCAGACCCCCUAGUCUCCCUCUCCCACCUCACCCUCUCAACCCGCGAACUCCUCCAACACCUCUCCAACAUCGACGACACACUCCACAUGUCCCGCCAAUUCACAACAAACGCCUCCCGCCGCCUGCGCACGAGCAAAGAGCAGCUACAGGAGUGGAAGCGCGAGAACGAGCGCGCGGAGGAGGGGCGCGCGUUCAUCGAGAGGGGCGACUGGGAUCGUAGACUCCGGGAUCGAGAGGCGAAGCGGACGUGUGCGGAUAUUCUUGAUGGGUUCGAGGAUGCGUAUGGGGUUUGGAGGAAGAGGUUGUGUGAGGGGUUGGGUGUGGCUAGUGCGUAG